Messenger RNA from Homarus americanus (American lobster), 9397 nucleotides. RefSeq lists its product as uncharacterized. NCBI's taxonomy places the organism in Eukaryota, Metazoa, Arthropoda, Malacostraca, Decapoda, Nephropidae. Gene Ontology annotation, biological process: anatomical structure development. Bases 186 to 9200 code for a protein of 3004 amino acids. The transcript has 39 exons. The record is from RefSeq and is a predicted model, not a curated record. Gene Ontology annotation, cellular component: cell surface; extracellular region. Gene Ontology annotation, molecular function: signaling receptor binding.
UGAUGGAGUAAGGUGACGGAUGAGAGUAAGGGUGACGGAUAACGGAGUAAGGGUGACGGAUGUUGGAGUAAGGAUGACGGAUGAGGGAGUAAGGGUGACGGAUGAUGGAGUAAGGGUGACGGAUAAUAGACUGAGGGUGACGGAUAAUGGAGUAAGGGUGACGGAUAAUGGAGUAAGGGUGACGGAUGAUGGACUUGAGGGUGACGGAUAAUGAAGUAAGGGUGACGGAUGAUGGAGUAAGGGUGACGGAUAAUGGAGUAAGGGUGACGGAUGAUGGACUGAGGGUGACGGAUAAUGAAGUAAGGGUGACGGAUGUUGGAGUAAGGGUGACGGAUGAUGGAGUAAGGGUUACGUAUAAUAGACUAAGGGUGACGGAUAAUGGAGUGAGGAUGCCGGAUGAUGGAGUAAGGGUGCCGGAUGUUGGAGUGAGGGUGCCGGACAAUGGAGUAAGGGUGACGGAUGUUGGAGUAAGGGUACCGGAUAAUGGAGUGAGGAUGCCGGAUAACAGAGAAGAAGAACCGGAUGAUAAUGAGGAUAAAACCUUGAUGACCACAAAGAAGGUCGACCUUGAUGACCCAUUCAAGGAGGACCUUCAUGGGGCUCUGACCACGACAGUAGAGAGUUAUAGAGGCAGCGAAAGUGACGCUCAGACGACUCUUUCGACCUCAGGUUGGACCCCCAGAAAGAAAGUAAUCCUUGAACCCCAGAGAAAUAAUGGUGAUAACGAUGGUGAUGAUGACAGCUCCACGAAUAAUGUACUUACGAUGGAAGGGGGAGCAGGAGGAGGAAGGUUCUCGAGUAACAGCUCUCAUGGGUUCAAGGCCGACAUCAGCGACAGGCGAGGUCGUCAAGAGUAUGCGUGUCGGCUGCCAGUUGUGAAGAAUGGGAAGAUUACGUUGGAACCUUUCAAUCCCAGGGCAGGAGAGCUUCAGUGUGCUCCAGGUUACGUGACUGCAGUGAGAUCUCCGAAGGUGUUGGUUCGGUGCCUCGUAGGUGUGUGGAAGGCGGUGGUGGGGAACCGUACGCUGGACCCCUUCUGUGUACCCGUCAGUGCAGUCGAGACCUCAACAGUGAAGGAGUGUCAACUUGACCCGCCCACAGUGGAACACGGGGUCAUUAAACUGUUCAAUGGGACGGUAGGGAAACUGAACUGUCUCCCGAAGUACAAGCUGAUGCACGGUGCACCUGAGGUCUUGUGUGUUGAUGGACGCUGGGUGUUUACAGGUGACCCUCAGUGUUUAAUUAAGGAAGAGCCGGUACAGCUUCGGUAUCCAGAGACAAGCGAUUCGCCUUUGUGUACCGACCCGCCUCCAGAAAUCGCACACGGGGUCACCAAUUCCAUCAACGCCACCUUCGGGUACAUCCGCUGUCUUACAGGUUACAGGUCAUCAAUAGACAAAAGCAUAGAGUUUACGUGUGUGGUGGGCGUGUGGAUGUUCGUGGACGUGCCGCCAGGGGUGGACGCGGAGUGUAUAUCUACUGACAUGGAACCCUGUGAGAACGCUACCCGGCCCUCCCUUACCAACGGCAUAGUAGAGCUGACGCUUGUGAUAGCUGAGUCCCAAACAACACGACGAACGCAACGAGGCCCACGCAGCCUCAGCCCGAGUCCAGCACCCAGUUUGGCCUCGUCAAACAAAAAAGAAAAGAGAAGUACGAGAGGUGUGACGGCCAGGUGUUUGCUUGGCUACAGGUUCCCGUCAGGACAGAAAAGGGUUGGUUUCGAAUGUGAGAACAAAGUAUGGGUCCUCCCUCUGUCGGAGCGUCGGGGCUGCUUGCCUUACUGCCCUUACAAAUGUCUCAAUGGCGGCUACUGCAUCGCUCCUGACAUUUGUAAGUGCCCAGGAAGAUUCAUAGGCGACAGGUGUGAAAAAGAGGGACCUUUGACGACAAGUCCUGUUACGGUGAUGGAGUUGACCACAGAAACCCAAUCUCCUUCAAUCACAACACCUCUCCCGGUGAUGGAAUUGUCCACAACGAUCGAGGGCCCUCCUGUGGUAGAUAUUUCGCAGACAGUUCUUCCAACAGCAACGGAAAACCCCACAGAAAACCAAACUUCUUCUGUGACUUUAUUCAACACACAGACAGGCAAUACCCUCACCACCAAGUCUGUUGGGGACUCUACAUCAACAGAACGUCCCCAACUCACAGGAAAUCUCACCACCAAGUCUGUUGGGGACUCUACAUCAACAGAACGUCCUCAACUCACAGGAAAUCUCACCACCAAGUCUGUUGGGGACUCUACAUCAACAGAACGUCCUCAACUCACAGGAAAUCUCACCACCAAGUCUGUUGGGGACUCUACAUCAACAGAACGUCCCCAACUCACAGGUAAUCUCACCACCAAGUCUGUUGGGGACUCUACAUCAACAGAACGUCCCCAACUCAAGGGAGGCUUUGCGGAAAUCUUGCCUGAGGACUCUACCCCAACGGAACGUCCCCAGUUCACAGAAAGCUCUAUAGUGAAUGAUGGCGGCUCCCACACAGGAGGUCCCACAGAAAGAACCACGCAGCUUGAAACUGUUACAGCAACGGGAGGUUCUAAAACAGUAACAGGAGGUUCUAGUACAGCAACAGAAGUUUCAAGUAUAGUAACAGGAGGUUCUAGUACAACAACAGAAGUUUCUUCUACGGCAAUGGGAGCUUCAGGUAUAUUAAGAGAAGGGACUACUGCAGCAACAGAAGGUCCAAGUACAGCAACGGAAGUUUCGAGUACAACAACAGGAGGUUUUAAUACAGCAAUGGCAGUCUCAAGGAUAGCAGCAGAAGGUUCACUUACAACAACAGAAGGUUCAAGCACAGCAACUGCCGGCGGUACCUCUAGGUCAGCCACUAUGAGGAUGAAGACCUACACCACCUUGUCUCCUGUUCCGUGCGGUGAUCCUCUACCAGUUGUCAACAAUGGCAGUGUGGUGGCCCACCCCAGUGGCAUGGAGGCUCUGGCAAAGUGUAAACCUGGUCGAGUCUUCCCCUCCGGUUCGAAUUCGGCGAUUGUGACAUGUGAGGCUGGUUCCUGGGUCCUGCCCCUUCAGGAGAUGGGAGGAGAGGCUAUUUGUCUCCCCAAGGGCUUCUGUGGUCAGCCUUGUCAACACGGAGGGGCAUGUCGCUCUGAUGGCAGGUGUUGGUGCCCCGAGGGGUUCUCCGGCCCCAGGUGUGAGGUGAUGGAGUGUGUGGCGCCGCCCAGAGUGUAUAACGCUGCCCUCGUGAUCAGGAAGAACCAUGCCAGAGCUGAGUGUCGCGACGGCUACACCUUCAAGAAUGGGAUGACCUCUCUCAACUUCACCUGUGUGGCAGGUUCGUGGCUCUUACCUGGCCUUGAUGCCGCCGCUAGCGCCAAGGAACAGGUGUGUGAGGCUCUCUGUUCCCCGCCCUGUGUCCACGGAGGCAGGUGUGUAGUGCCAGGGGUGUGUCGAUGCCCGGAGGAGUUUGCCGGGGAUACCUGUCAAGUGGUCAGGUGUUUCGAUCCAGCGCCUUAUGUCGGGAACGCCGUCAUGAGAUACGACCCCAUUACCACCCAAGCUGUGUGUCUCCAAGGCUACCUGCUGGGGAAGGACUGUGCUACCCUCAACAUUACCUGUGUCAAUGGCCAAUGGGUGCCUGAUACUGCUGGCCUCAACCUCAACGAUAACAAGCUAGAGUGCCACCCCGUAUGUCAAGAGGAGUGCCAGAACGGAGGUACUUGCGUGGCACCCAACACCUGUGCGUGUCCUGCGUCUUACGAUGGUCCACUGUGUAGGCAGGCAAGAGGGAACGAUUGUGUGUCGCCGCCUCCAACCAUCACGAACGCACAUUUAAAUUAUAGCUCCACAGUUGGGUUGGCUGAGUGUACUGCUGGCUUCGCUCUGAGCUCGGGUGAGACUCGGAUUAAGUUUGUAUGUAACUACGGCCAGUGGACCUUCCCGAACAGCCUUAACCACCACCCUGAGUGCCGCCCCUUGUGUGUUGGAGGGUGCCAGAACGGCGGUGUAUGUAUCGGUGCCAACCAGUGCCACUGUAUUAAUUCAUAUACAGGGCCAUUGUGUGAGAAGCUUCCACCACCAACCUGUCUCGGCCCUCCCUUGCCGAUACCCAACUCUGUCAUACAUAUAAGCCCUCGUGGUCUGGUGGUGGCGUGCCGGGCUGGCUUUACCUUACCUUCGGGUGCCAGCCAGGUGGAGCUGUGGUGCCUAGAGGGUGCCUGGUGUCCGCCUAACACUCCCCAUGACGUCUGCAUCCAACCCAGCCAGAGAUUAGCCUGCUUCCCUCAGUGUGACCCGCCCUGUCUCAACCACGGGGAGUGUGUCACGCCCAACAAGUGCCGCUGUCAGGAGCCCUAUACCGGCGAGCGCUGUCAACUCCUCCGGCCGGAAUUUUGCUGGAAAGAACCGCCUACCUUCCCCAACGCUUUCAUCAAAUACAAUUCAUCAAGAGCUUCAGUGACGUGUAAGUCAGGGUACUCACUGGGGGCGAAGACCUCUGAUCUGUUGCUGGAGUGUGUGUCUGGGGAGUGGAUGGUGCCUGCAGGUCUGGGGGAGGAGCCACUGUGUGUCCCCAGCUGUGUGCCCCCCUGUGGUAAUGGAGGCACCUGUAACGGCCCCAACACCUGUGCCUGUCCCGCCGGCUUCCAUGGCCCUCGCUGUAAGGCCCUCCUUUGUACAGCACCACCGUCCACUGUACCCUUCUCUCAUAUGCAAAUUAGUCCUGGGGGCAACGAGGCGAUUGUGUUAUGCUUCGAUAGAUAUGUUAUGUUUUCCGGGAGGCGUCUGGUGAAGGUGGAGUGUGUGGAGGGCACUUGGAAGACGGUGGGCACACCAUCCAUGGCUGCUGAUUCCCUGCGGUGCUCCCCCUACUGCGUCAAGCCCUGUGUCAACGGCGGUACUUGUGUCGCCCCGGAUCUGUGUGCCUGUACAGACCAAUACGUGGGCCCCUUCUGUCAGUUCCUCAGGUGUCGAGGAGCCCCCGAUGUCGUGGGCCAGGUGAACAUCAGCGUCAGUGAGGACUGUCUCUCGGCUGAGGCCACCUGCUUUAACCACCACCGUCUGGAGACUGGCAACACCAGCAUGACCUUCACCUGUCGCCACGGGUUAUGGGAGCCUUUAGGCACCACCAAGAUCAGAGGUCAGCUUGGGUGCCGACCAGAGUGCCCCCAUGGCUGCCUCAACGGUGGUGUCUGUGUGGCACCCAGUACCUGCCGGUGUCUGGAGGGCUUCACUGGCCCUCACUGUAACAAGAGAUACAGCCUGACCACCAAGAAUCAGCCUUGUCACUUCCCUUUCUCUUACGCCGAGCGUUGGCACUUCGCUUGCACUGGCACUCAUAGCUCCCGGCCCUGGUGUGCCAUUCAGCUAGACGCCCAAGGCACUAUUACCGGCUGGGGUGUCUGUGUGGCUGACCUAGGAGAGAAGAAGGUGGUGGUAACAGAGGGUGGUGAGGUGUGUACUCUGCCCUUCACCUACGGCGGGAUCACUAGGUGGAGUUGUAUUACCUCACCAGGUCGUUCACGCCCUUGGUGCGCCGUGAGGGUGGACUCAGCCGGACUCUUGAGCUCUUGGGACCACUGUAACUUGAACUGGGGAGUACAGGAGGUAUCACUGACCGUGGGGUGGGAACAGUGCCACCUGCCAGUGAGUCCCGCGGGUCAAGUCCACCAACAGAGUGGGAGCGAGCCAGAAACUUCAAGACCCUCCUGCCCAACCUCUCUCACCUCCUUCAUCGCCUCCCCUAGUGUCUCCUUCUGCAUGGUGGAUUGGGGCUACAGUCGUGUGGUCGCUACGAAGACCAAACAGGCGUGUGUGUUCCCGUUCAUGUGGGAAGGAUACCUGCACUACAGCUGUGUGGGGAAGAGGUCACAACAGCAGCGUCAGGAGGAUAGCAGCUCGGGAUGGGACCUGUGGUGUGCUGUGAAGAUCCGUCCUGAUGGGGAGGUGCUGGACUGGGAUGUGUGUGUUGCUUAUAAUGAAACAAUUCCGGAGUCUCACUCCAGCAGCCCAGCAGAGAUUUCCCCGUUGCUUACCUUCCACCCGGUACAUGUCUUCACGGUACAAGGCAAGAAGUGUUCAUUGCCCUUUCACUACCGGGGUCGUAAGCAUGUUGGGUGCACGAUGGAGGAUUCUGAACAGCCGUGGUGCGCUACCUCUGUUGACGACCAGCGUGCUGUGACUACCAGAGACUACUGCUAUACUAACUGGGAUAUAUUGGAUAAGCCUUUGAAUAAGAUGCCCAGUGGUCCUAAUCCUGAAGCUCCAGCCACCAGUAGCCAUGCCGUGAUAGUGACAGUGUCGGGAGCGCCUUGUGUCCUACCGUUCACCUUCAAGGACGACCUCUACCACGGCUGCAUCAUGAUUGAGUCUCAGUGGCCCUUCUGCGCCAUCGAGGUUGACCGCACCGGCAAGCCACUCCGCACUGACUACUGUCCCGAGGAUUGGGAUGCCUCGGCCGUCCUAACACCUGUAGACCCAACCACCCUAACACCUGGACGUCAAAAUGAUAGCGAGGUACAACUGACGGUGUCGGGGGCCAGGUGCAUCUUCCCCUUCAGGUAUGAUGGGAAGGAAUACUCCUCCUGCACCAGCGACGACUCCUUCAAGAGAUGGUGUGCUACAGCUGUCAACGCUUCUCUCUACCGCACCGUCUGGGACUUCUGCCUCGACUCAGGUCUACCUCAAGAUUCAGGAGACGACGUCGGUACCCAGCUGCUUGCCCCAAGUCCCAUGGCACCACCACCUCUCAGGACAGUGCCAGAGCCUAUGGAAGUGACAAGACUGCUAGGGUCUGUGGAAGAGUCUGGAGAGGUGUCAGGAUCUAUGAGAGUGUUAGGGCCUUUGGGAGGGCUAAUGGGAGUGCCAAAAGGAAAGAUAGAAGCCAUAGAGCCAGAACCAAUGGAAGAACCCAUGUUAGUGCCAGAACCAAUGGAAGAAGCUAUGAUAGUGCUAGAACCAAUAGACGAAUUCAUGGUAGUGCCAGUGCCAGUAGGAGAGGGUCAGCAGUACUUUGAAGAGGAACCCGGGGAGGUGUUCGGAGACUUGGAAUAUGGUGAAGACGCGCGCCAAGAAGGAGUAGAUGGAGAGGAAGAUGUGAUAACGACGGUGGAUGGAAGGACCUGUGUUUUCCCCUUCAUAUGGCGAGGUCGGAGGUACACUGAAUGCACAUGUGUUGACUCUAAGAGGGAAUGGUGUGCUACUGGUGUUGAUAUCCACGCUAGGCCCACUGCUACUGGCUUCUGCUACCCUGAGGCUGGUGAAGACUAUGGUCGUCCAUCCCCAGGUGUGAAAUCAUAUAACUCAAUGAAAGGACAUCCAGCCAUUCAGGGACAUCCAGGCAUCGCAGGGCAUCCGGGUAUGGCGGGACAUCCUGCCGUAAAAGGACAUCCUACAGUAAUAGGACACCCAGCCAUCUCAGGACAUGGAACUGUUGAAGGACAUCCGGGUGUCUCCGGACAUCAAGAUAUUCGUGGACAUCCCGGGAUUGAAGGACAUCCACGUUUUGAAGGACAUCUAGGUGUUCAGGCUCAUGGAACUAUCCCUGGACAUGCUGCUGUUUCUGGACAUCGCGGGGUGGAAGGUCACUCCGGUGUUGUUGGACAUCCGGCUGUCCCAGGACAUGGUGCUAUUCCAGAACAUGCAGGUGUCCAGGGACACCAAGGAGUCGAAGGUCACCCGGACAUAUCCGGACACCAGGCUAUUGAAGGACACCCGUCGGUUCAAGGUCAUGUUGCAAUUUUGGGACAUCCAGCAGUAGUAGGACAUCCAGCGGUAGUGGGACAUCCAAUUGUUGAAGGACAUCCAGCCGUACGAGGACAUCCUGGAAUUACUGGUCACUCAGCCGUUCAGGGACAUCCGGGCUCACAGGGACAUCCUAGCCUACAGGGACACCCAGGGGUCGAGGGACAUCAAGCUGCGCCUGGACAUAUGGGAGUAACAGGUCAUUCUGCUGUUAAAGGACACCUGACCAUCCUAGGACAUGCGGCAGCUGUAGGACAUCCAUCAGCUAUUGGUCAUGAGGAGGUGCACGAGCACACAUCUCUAAGUGGACAUCCUGGCAUACCUGCACAUCCAGGUGUACAAGGUCACGCCUCCGUAGAAGGACAUCCAAGUGCUCAGGGACACGCCACCGUCGAGGGACAUCCAGCCGUACCGAAACACCCCGCUGUCCAGGGUCACGGGGAGGUCAUAGGACAUCAAUUCAUUUCAGGGCACCCAAGGAUAGAAGGUCACUCAUCAGUAAUUGGACACCCAAAGGUUUUCGGGCAUCCUGAAGUUAAGCAGCAUCCCAAAGUUUUAGGACAUCCUGCGGUAAGUGGACACUCAAGAGUGGAGGGCCAUCCCGAGAUACAAGGUCACCCCAGUGUAUCAGGACACCCUGGAUAUUCUGGACAUCCUAGCGUGCAAGGACACCGGAAAAUCCAAGGACAUCUACAGAUCUCAGGACACCCCGGUAUACAAGGACAUCCAGGAAUUGAGGGACAUCCCGAGGUACCUAAACACAUGAGUGUAACAGGACACCCAAGAAUUAUAGGACAUCCUGCCAUUGAAGGACACCCAGACAUCAGUGGUCAUCCUAGAGUGCAGGGACACCCCUAUAUACAAGGACAUCCGGACAUCCAAGGGCACCAACUCAUCCAGGGACAUAUAGGAAUCAAAGGACAUCCAGCCGUGGUAGGACAUCCGGACAUCUACCCUGUGAAAAUAAAAAUUGCUGAGUCUUGUCCUAUGAGUUCUUCCUACCUUCUGUACCAAGGUUCAUGUCGGAUAAUCAUGACGUCCAGUGGGAGGAGGUGUGCCCUGCCUUACCUGUACGAGGGGCUCUGGUACCACGAGUGUGCGGUCUUUAACCCAGGUAGUGCCCCCGUGUGCCCCAUUCACCUGACCGCUGCGGGAACACCUGUCGCCUGGGAUACCUGCCCCCCUGGAUGGUAUCUUCGCUACACAAGGCCUGUCGGUUCCCCAAGCCCGACGGACGUGCUAAGCCUUCAGGAGCCUCUACCUCCACACCUGGCCCGCCUUAAUGAACUGCCAGGGAGUGCCACCCGUGUAGUGACGACCAGAGGCGACCAGUGCCACUUCCCCUUCACCUACAAGGGUGAGAGGUUCUCCGGGUGUACGGACAAGGACCAUGACCGUCCGUGGUGCAUCACCCAGCAGACGGGAGACUCGUAUCAGUGGGACAACUGUCAUGCUAUCUACAUCUGUAAGAAAUGUCUCACAGAUGCCUACCUGACUUAACAUACUAAGGAGAUACCUGCAGGAUAGUAAAGGAGAACCUCUGGCUGACGUGUGGUGACAAAUUACCUGUCUCUGAGCAUAAGGAUCAAGAAGGAUUAGCCAGUCUCUCAGGAUGAAGAGGAUUAGCCACUCAGCCAGGAUAAGGCACAGUAGGCAGGCACUCUCUCGCUCUUCUCACACACAUACUUCAUCAAAGG